Messenger RNA from Leptinotarsa decemlineata (Colorado potato beetle), 1058 nucleotides. It is a transcript of the gene EMC3, whose product is annotated as ER membrane protein complex subunit 3. Gene Ontology annotation, cellular component: membrane; EMC complex. Lineage: Eukaryota; Metazoa; Arthropoda; Insecta; Coleoptera; Chrysomelidae. Gene Ontology annotation, biological process: protein folding in endoplasmic reticulum. The record is from RefSeq and is a predicted model, not a curated record.
AGACAUAAGACAAUGACAGCUGACUAUUGCUGUAGCAGGUAUCGAAAAAUAAUUUGAUCAAUUUUCCUGUCGUGAAAGAAAACUUACUAACAAAUUUCCUACGAAUAAAGAUAAAGUACAAAGGUAAUCUCAAACCAUCACAAAAUGAAAUAAAAAGUUUGUGAAACAUUACUCCCAGAAAAAUUGAUUGAUUUUUCUAUUUGACCUGAAAACCAGAAAGUAUGAGUGACGACUUGAUUGUAGAUCCCCAAAUCCGAUUUUGGGUAUUUUUGCCCAUAGUCGUGAUCACGUUUUUAGUGGGGAUACUGAGACAUUAUGCCUCGAUUCUACUUUCCAGUCAAAAGAAAGUCGAAAUGCAACAACUCGCUGAUUCUCAACUACUCCUAAGAGCCAGAGCUCUGAGAGAAAACUGCGGAUAUAUCCCAAAGAAUUCGUUUCUAAUGCGAAAGCAAGCAUUCAACAAGGAAGACGGUUAUCUAUUGCAGAAACGGGCUCCAGUUACUCAGAACAUGAUGACCGAUCCUUCGAUGAUGACAGACAUGCUGAAGGGAAACUUGACAAACGUUUUGCCAAUGAUCGUUAUAGGAGGCUGGAUAAACUGGGUUUUUUCUGGAUUCAUUACGACCAAAGUACCAUUUCCAUUAACACUAAGAUUCAAAUCUAUGCUUCAGCGUGGUAUAGAACUGUCACACUUAGAUGCUAGUUGGGUUUCUUCAGCAUCUUGGUACUUUCUGAAUGUAUUUGGCUUGAGAAGCAUUUAUACUCUAGUUCUGGGGGAAAACAAUGCUGCCGAUCAAAGUCGUCAAAUGCAGGAACAAAUGCAAAUGACUGGUGCUGCGUCUGGUAUGCCUGCUGAUCCCAAAAUACCUUUCAAAGCCGAAUGGGAAGCUUUAGAAAUAAUCGAGCAUCAAUGGAAGUUGGCCGAUGUAGAAAAGGAACUGUUAGUAGAUUGAUUAUAUAGAACUAUUGAUAAGUGUAAUUUUUUUGUUUAGCAUCUGGAUUGCAUUUUCUCAGUGUUAAGUUUGAUUAAUUGUAUAUUAAAAUCUUGAGAAAUGAAA